UGUUACAUCUAUAACACACUAGUAGUUACAAGAGCAAGAAAGUUAUCAUCUAAACUACACCGUAGGUAAGAAAAGGGGGUAUUUUUUGUUACAUCUAUAACACACCAGUAGGAGUUAGACGAGCAAGAAAGUUACCAUCUAAACUAUCGUAGUUAAGGAGAGUACGGUAUAAUUGUUUGUUACAUCUUAACACACCAGUUACAACAGCAAGAAAGUUAACUGAGAAAAUCAACUAGGUUGACUGCCGAUUUCAAACUCAGUCUAAAAAAUGGCCAUCAAGCUUGACGAUUUUCUCUCCAAAAAGAAAGAAGUCGCUCCAAUUUUGGAUUUAUCUAAAUGUACAGCGAAUAGCAAAGAAGAGUUGAAAAAACUCUUAGAAAAAGUGCCUGAAUUCCGCACGAGACCUGAGAAGAUAAAGCCAGAAGACAUCAAGAUUCGUGAGAAAGAUUUCACUUUUAAAACGCCGAAACGGGAGCUAAAACCUCCGAGCAUUCGCGAAUACCAAUUUGUGGACCCGGUGCCAGCUGAGAUGCGGGGAGUUCGCUUGGAGGACCUCAGCUCUGUCAACAUUCCUUGGAAAAUGCUCACAACACUGAGACCCAAGAAUAAAUUGGAGGAUGAGUUUUUCUCCAGGUGGGUCAACAUUAUUCUUUUAUAG
This is a messenger RNA of Nilaparvata lugens (brown planthopper), 658 nucleotides long. RefSeq lists its product as uncharacterized. The transcript is spliced from 3 exons. NCBI's taxonomy places the organism in Eukaryota, Metazoa, Arthropoda, Insecta, Hemiptera, Delphacidae. Bases 269 to 658 code for a protein of 129 amino acids. The record is from RefSeq and is a predicted model, not a curated record.